AUGGACGCCGUCGAGCUGAAGACGUACUUCGAGACGAUCCUGGUGGGCAUGGCCGAGCUGCGCACCGAGCAGUGCCAGAUUCGCAGCGACAUCAGCAAGUUGAGAUGCGAGCUGAAGGAUCUGUGGCUCCAGGUGGCCAAGGACAUCAGCAACAGGGACAGCAAGGAGGCCGCCAUCGAGAUCUCGGGCACCAACAAGGAGAGCUGCGCC
Messenger RNA from Mesorhabditis spiculigera, 210 nucleotides. Lineage: Eukaryota; Metazoa; Nematoda; Chromadorea; Rhabditida; Rhabditidae. The record is from the annotation of a GenBank genome assembly.